GUUACUCCAGAAAAUCGACGCAGCAUGUAUGUAUAUAUGCAGUUGUAGUAUGUGCAUGAGUGAAAUAGAGUGGAUGAAGUUAAACGAGGGCGCCUGCCUUUUAGUGUUGUUGCGUCCUUGUGGUCGGCAAUGUGAGAAGAAAAAAAAACGGUGGCCUACAUUCUGAUAUAGCUUGUGGAAUCAAGGCUUACUAUCAACUCACUUCACGCCUUUUUAACCAUGCAAGUCCACAACUUCCCAAUUGUGAAAGGGACUAAAUCAAGAGAGUGUGUUGAUGGGAAAUGGAUUUGUUGUUAUUUGGUUCCAAAAGCUGCGAGUACCGGAAGAUAACUCGAGAUCGAUUGUGGUCCUUAGAUGGAAAACACGUUGUUGGCAAUGACCUAACUGAGAGUGAUCUUGACCAACCGAUACUCGACCAUACCGAGGUUCCUAUCUUAUCUCGGGCAAGGGACCUUCCCUUGAUUGACCCUCCCAGAACCCAUUUUUCAUCCUGGAUUCGUCGAAAAAAAUGCCGAUUUUUGUUUACAAUAACUUUGCUGUGGACAUGGGGAUGACCGACCGAUCUCCAUUGCCCACCAUGCCUCCCAGGAAUUCGAGUAACGAUACGGGCUACCCGGAGCUCUGUUACGAUUUCUUGGACAUUUUCAAGUUUCCGGUCUUCGAGGUUUUGGUCACAUUUCAAAUUGUCCUUCCAGUGUUUUAUUCGUUUUUCGUUCCUUGCGUUUCCGUGUUCAUCUUAGAAUGCAGCUGUCAGCACCAAUCGGAUGUGUCACUCACCAAUUUCAGGAGAAAACUUUCCACCGUUCUCAUUGGGAGUUGGGUACAUUGGUACUUGCAUUGGGAGAUGUGGACCUGGUUUUGGUGCAUUUUGGCAGGAUACUUCAGCUUUUGGUGUGCCAUGCCCCCUCGCUAUUACGAAUAUUGUGUCGGUCUCGGCACCACGUCUAUCAUGGUCUGCCUCAUUUCAAAUCUUUUGUCAGAUUACAGACUCAAUCUCCCUGAAGGAAAGGCAAAAUCGAUCUUCAACCUCGGCUGCUUCUGCUUCUCCACGUGGCUUCUACGCAUCCUCUAUCCGUGUGUUUUCAACAUUGGAGUGCACGAUGCAGAUUUCGACUUCUUUGGGGAGUUCUCCGAGGACAUCAGUCCUCCACCUACGCCUCCGCCCCCUUCGUACAACGAAGCUAUCGAGAGUCAACCCCCUCCCCCGUCCUAUGCUGAGACUUUGAGUCGAAUCCGAGCCCAAUUACCCAAACUCCAACGAUCGAUUUCACUCCAAGCCCAAAAACUCGGACGGGAUUUCUCCGUAAGGAGAAAGACUCGGACGCAGCAACAUCAAUCGAGUGCCAACGUGAGAUCUCGUCAGGGAUAUGAAGGUUGCAAAAAGCCCACGAGCCAAUCAGUCCAUGUUACCUCGGUGGUUUGACUAAACGGAGCUAAAAACCUUUACCAUAUGAAUGUGAUACUUGGAAAAAGCACUCGAAAAAUAUAAUAGAAACAAUAUGAAAACAGACAAUAACGUUCUGUCGUAGA
Tigriopus californicus is the source of this 1530-nucleotide messenger RNA. RefSeq lists its product as uncharacterized. The coding region runs from base 509 to 1423 and encodes 304 amino acids. The record is from RefSeq and is a predicted model, not a curated record. NCBI's taxonomy places the organism in Eukaryota, Metazoa, Arthropoda, Copepoda, Harpacticoida, Harpacticidae. The transcript is spliced from 6 exons.